UGUCGACACACUGCUGCAGGCAUUGGCUGGAUGUUCACUGAAACAGCAAAGCACUGUCUGCAGGUCUGUUCUGUACGAGAAACCGUGUUUUUUCUGAGUGGUAAUUGCAAGACAUGUGUACAGCUUGAGGAGGAGGGAAUCAGCUUUUCUCAUCACACACAGGCUAAAAUGCUCCCGGAAGCCUUUGGUUGCGCUGUUGCGAACAGGUAUGGGGAUCUCCUGGAUGACGAUGCUGACCCGUUCGACUUAAUCGCUAAAGCAGAAAUUGAGAAGGCCAAGAAGAAAAAGAAGGAAAACGAGGAGAAGAAAGCCAAGCCGAAGAAACCUGGCCAGAAAGAAUCCCAGAAGGACAGACGCGUCCCUGUUGCUCCGGAUGGUCCCGACACAGCUCCAGUCCGUCAGCAGCAGCAGGCACGUCCUGGACCAGUAACUGAGAGUGGGUAUGGUCGAGGGGAGGCCCAGAAGAGCACAAAGAGGGCUACUUUUGGGGAGCGCUGGGCCAACCAAGAGGGGCACCCACAGGAAUUUUCCAUCCCUAAGCCUUACUAUAAUACAGACUCUGACCCUGCGGGCAGAGGGGGCUUCAGAGGUAGAAGAGAAGCGAGAGGUGGAGGAGGGUACUCCAGGAUGUCCGAAAACUUCAACCCGAGGGGCAAGAGAGGUUACGAUCGACACAGCGGAACAGGUAUCUCUCCUGAGGAAAAGCGAGGAGGCAGAGGACCCUGGAACUGGGGCAGUGCUGAAGAAACUGCAGGAAAUGAAUUAAUGGAAGUAACCCCUGAUGCUAUGGUCAAAUCGGAUGAAUCCCACAAACAUGCAGAUGAUGAGAAUCAGAUUCGCGCGGAAGAAGACGAUGGAGAGAUGGUGGUCCAGGUUGCCGUGGAGAUGACCCUGGACGAGUGGAGGGCCCUGCAGGAGACAAGUCGUCCCAAGGCGGAUUUUAAUAUCCGCAAAGGAGAGGACCAGAUUCCCACCAAAGCCAAGGUUAUCCACAAGUCAAAGCAUGUUGAGAUCAUAGAGGGGACCCUUGAAGAAGUGGAGGAUGACAGCCACUUCCUGCGUAGGUCCGUGAAUGACAUCACCUCCCUUCUGGACAUUAAUUUUGGGAGUCUUGGACGUCCCAGUCGUGGGGGUCGAGGAAGGGGAGCACGAGGUGGCCCGGCUACUCGCCCAGAAAGAGCUAAACCUGUGUUGGAGAGGGUAUAGUAUCUGGCUCCUAACCCAGAUGACCCAGAAGACUUCCCAGCACUAUGUGCAGGAAGAUAACUGAAUUCACUUCUCCUGUGGGGAAUAUUGGUUGCACUUAACAAUGUUAAGAAAGAACACUUAAUGUCUUAACUGUUAAGGUUGGGGUUUUAUUCUACUUGAUUUUGUUCUGUUGCACUGUUCAGCAUUUGGAGAAUAAAUGUUUUUGCAAGUUUA
Eleginops maclovinus (Patagonian blennie) is the source of this 1422-nucleotide messenger RNA. RefSeq names its product intracellular hyaluronan-binding protein 4-like. The record is from RefSeq and is a predicted model, not a curated record. Gene Ontology annotation, biological process: positive regulation of translational initiation; positive regulation of RNA splicing. NCBI's taxonomy places the organism in Eukaryota, Metazoa, Chordata, Actinopteri, Perciformes, Eleginopidae. The transcript has 8 exons. The coding region runs from base 31 to 1206 and encodes 391 amino acids. Gene Ontology annotation, molecular function: RNA binding. Gene Ontology annotation, cellular component: cytoplasm; nucleus.